AUGCCGCUCUCGCUGGUCAAUCCGGAAGACCAUGACCAGGUCAAUGCCAUUGUGGAUGCAUCUUCCAGCCCGGAGGAUCGCUCUCCGAUCCUCCCAUCCAAUUCCGACAGCGAUGAACUGGGCUACCAAUCCGUCGAUGCAGCCAAGGAAGAUGAAGCCGACGAGAUGGUUGGCGUCAGUAUCGGCCCGACGCAGAGUCGCAUGAAGGCCCGUCUGACGCCCGCGGAGGAGAAGUCUCGCAUCAUGGAGCGCAAUGGCCAGUAUUUUGAUACCAUUCCUGACAAUAUCGUCGACUCCGAUGGCCUCUUUCUUCCUGAGAUCACUUCUGAACCAGAGUCGCUGCCGGACGCUCGGGAAUCCCUAGCGCACCCGCCAGAGAAAGCUGGUCUACAGGACCGUGCUGUCCUGGCCCGGAAUGAGGUGCAACAAACCACUAUACCCCCGGCCAAAGACGGUCAACGGACCAGUUUCACCAGGUCGAUCCUGAAGAAUGGACUGCCGCGUCCUCGGGCCUGGUCUGGGGACGCUAUAUCCAACCUGCGGCUGAAGAAGUUUUUGCCGGAUCUGGGCUCUUUGGCGAAACGAUCUUCACUGCCCUUUCGGUCAAAUACCUUGCAUAACCGAGCUCGCAGCCAGACCGUGAAGCCUAUGCCGUCCGGACUGGCUCUGAAACAGGCCCAAGCGGCCGCUGAACAGCAGAGGCGGCGGUCGUGCUCAACCCCAGAUGCGCAUCCACCUGCUGCAGAUGAGCCGAUUCCCGAGUUGAGACCUUUGAACGGGAUGACGGCUGCGAGGCAUUCAUUUACACGCAAACCCAGUAAUUUCUCGGGGCACGCGGCUUCGCUCAGGCGGUCCUCGUCAGAUCAAUCUUUGUACCUGAGGGCAUCGUCCACGGCAUCAUCCCUGGAUCAGGCACCCCAGUACGAACACAUUCAUUCUCAGGUCAACAGUCGUUUCAAGGCCAUCAAGGACAGUCUUCAGGACUCUAGCAGCCGGCUGCUGAGCAUGCCCACCUUGCACCUUCAGGAUCUCCGCAGCGAGUGGGGAUACAAGCCAUUCCUCAGCGAAGUCACCCACCGAAAAGCAGUCCCGGAGACUGCCGAACCGCAGUCCCACCGGGAGAUUCUCAGAGAAAAGACCUCGCAGUCGCGCGAGCAAUCCCCGCGCAAUAAUUCCGCCUCGACGCAUCCCAUCUUGGCCGAAGCCUUGUCCGAGUUGACCGGCGACGUGGUCAUCCUAGGAGGCUACCGAGGCUCUAUCCUGCGCUCUGCCAAACCGCCCCAUCGCCAGCUGUGGGUUCCGAUGAAAGUGGGACUCAAUCUUCGCAAGGUCGAUCUCGAAGUCGGCUUGAACCCGGAGGACGAAGAGCGGAUGGAGGAAACGAUCAUCCCCUCGGGCGUGUUGUCGCAUGUCGGGCCCGUUGACAUCUGUCGCCGGCUGAUGAAGCGACUGCACAAGUGCGACAACGCCGUCAAUGGCAAGCUCCGCGUCUGGGACUACGGCUACGAUUGGCGACUGAGUCCGCACCUACUUUCGAAGAGAUUGAUCAAAUUCCUGGAAGGCCUUCCGUCCAAUGCACCCGACGUGCCACCCGAGAAAAGAGGAGCGUAUGUUAUUGCCCACAGCCUGGGUGGUCUGAUUACGCGCCAUGCCGUCAACCAACGGCCCGAGCUCUUCGCCGGCGUCCUCUACGCAGGCGUCCCACAGCACUGCGUCAACAUCCUCGGGCCCCUGCGCAACGGAGACGAGGUCCUUCUGAGCACCCGCGUGCUCACCGCGCAGGUGAACUUCAGCUUCCGGACGAGCUUCGCCCUGCUCCCCGAAGACGGACGCUGCUUCAUCAACAAGCGCACCAAGGAAGAAUACCGCGUCGAUUUCUUCUCCGUCCAGAACUGGGACGAAUACCGCCUCUCGCCCUGCAUCAGUCCCGCCCUGCCCCCGCUGACAGCCACCCGCGGCUUCAAGGACAACCUGCCCGAUCUCGGCAUCCGCAAGCGCUUCACUACCGUCCUCGGCCUAGACAACGGCUCCGCCGAAGAAAUCACCGACGCACCCACCCGACGCAGCACAGACGGCCGCGCCAUCCACCACCCAUACCUCCGCGCGAACGCAUCCCACGCCACCAACCCCGUCUCCGACGUCGCCGACAAGGCCUCCGCCAUGGCCCCGACAGGCGACGGCCUCGUCGGCCCAACCGCCAACCUGCGCGGCGCCGCGGCCAGCAAGCUCGCAACGACCUCCACCAUCCCCCGCGCCACGGCCCUCGCCUACCUCGAGCGCACCCUGGCAGAAGUCAAGCGCUUCAAGCAGGAGCUCGCCUUCAAUCCCGCCCACCAGGCCGACAACCGCUACCCGCCUGCUGCCGUUGUCUACGGCAAGUCCGUCCCCACCGUCUACGGGGCGCGCGUCUGGUCGCGCGACCAGAUCAGGCGCCAGGACGCGUACGAUGAUCUGGCCUUCGCGGCCGGCGAUGGCGUUUGUCUUGCCUCGGCGGCGAUGUUGCCCCCGGGUUACCGGAUCAUCAAGGGCGGGCUGGUCAAGAGCGAGCGCGGGCAUGUUGGGCUGCUGGGCGAUUUGGAAGGUGUGGGCCAGUGUCUCCGGGCUUUGAUCCGCGGCCGACGGGAGGGCGUGGGAUUGGGGCCGCGGCCUGAGUCUGAGCCUGCGCCUUCGCCGGAGCCUGAGCCUGAGCCUGAGUCUGAGCCUUCUUCGUAG
Aspergillus pseudoviridinutans is the source of this 2712-nucleotide messenger RNA. RefSeq lists its product as uncharacterized. Lineage: Eukaryota; Fungi; Ascomycota; Eurotiomycetes; Eurotiales; Aspergillaceae. Gene Ontology annotation, molecular function: triacylglycerol lipase activity. The transcript has a single exon. The coding region runs from base 1 to 2712 and encodes 903 amino acids. The record is from RefSeq and is a predicted model, not a curated record.